AUGGUUGUUUCUCUCGGUCCCGGCAAGUUCUACGGCACAAGCCUCCCCCGUCCCCGCAUCUACGCCGACGUCAAGUUCAACGACCACCGUGUCGAUCCCCCCACUCCCGUCACCGACCCCCUCAUGUCUUGGGCCCAAGAGGCCCACUGGUCCAUGGGCGGUCUCAGCUUCAAGCGCCUCCGUCUUCAGGGCAAAAUCGAAGGCAAUGUCCAAAAACUCCGCUCCCAGCGCGAGAAGGUCCAGGCCCAAAGCCCAAAUUCGGCCCAUUCUAGCUUCGCCCCAUCCAAAAGAGCCUCCUCUCCUUCCCCACCACCGGCUCCGGUGGUGACCAAACGCCGUAAGUACAUGGAUCUUAUCGUAGACGAAGAGGAAGAGGAAGAAGAAUCGGAAGAGGUUGAGCCUCCCAGAACCCGUGUUCGGAAGAGCCGCUUAAUCAAGAAGCUUGGUGAUGAUUUCGAUAGGGUUGCACAGGAGAUCGAUGAAUCUGAUACAAUGCCGUUAAAGACUCUGACUCUGACUAGGAGAUUGGUCAAGAGUUCUGAAAAGAAGAUGGUGGUUGAAACAGCGGAGAAAUCAAAACCUAAUGGGAAGAAGAGUACCAGAGAAGCCGAGAAGAACCCUAGGGUUAGAACUUCUCCCAGAUUGGCUAAGCGCGUGUCAAAUUAG
Molecule: messenger RNA, 666 nt
Organism: Sphenostylis stenocarpa
Lineage: Eukaryota; Viridiplantae; Streptophyta; Magnoliopsida; Fabales; Fabaceae
Source: the annotation of a GenBank genome assembly